GAAGGCUCCGCUCUCGACCGGCUCGGCGAGUCGGCUCAGUGAGUUACGAGUUGCGUCCGGGUUCGCCGUACGUUGCGAUAACGGGGGCGUCAAUCGGAUCGCGCGAUUGGGAGAGGAUUCCUAAACCUCGUGCGCGCUUUCCUCGCUCCGUCGUCUUUCUUCGUCCCUCUUUCUCGUACGCGAUUACCCCGUCUCGGUCGAUCCUUCUUCCGUUCGGCCCGUCCCUCUCGUUCGGCUACGGGCAACAGGUUUGAAUUUAUGGGACAAUAAAGAGUGCGGUGCGUAGUGCGCGCGUGUCGUUUCCCAUCUCGAUCCUCUUUCGCUCGCGGGCUCCUCUCUCUUUCGCAGUCCCGUCCGUCGUCUUUCACGCGAACUAUCCGCCACCGAGAGCAUCGCGACCGGGGACUAUCAAACUCUCGUAAAACUGUCAGCCGCCUAGCCGACGGGUUGACUUAUGCGCGUUCCAGCCUCCGACCGCGGCUCUCUCGUUCUCUCCACGCGGGGCACGCGAACCGCGCCAGCAAGUGGACCGUCAGACCAGUGUGUCCGGUCGACAUGACUUGAGGACUAGAUCGGAGUCGAAGAGCGAACGCGGCCGAUCCAAGGGUGACGGAGCGGAGAGCUCGCGACGGCGAGGGCGAUUCUCGUCGCGUGGAACCACCUCUUCUUCCGUCGGCACGAGGGUGUACGCAAAAGGGAGCGCGUGCGCGCGUUGCCCCCUCGCGGAGACGGCAAGCGGAAGACUACUUCUCGGUGACGUUGCGGCCACCAGAAGGUUGCACCGGACGAGAGCGAUAAAGAAAGAAGGAGAAAGAGAGUAUACCUCGCCCCACCAUCGGGGCUCCCGAAUAUCUCUCCAUUAGCCCCCCUGACGGUGGUAUCCCCUCUCUGCGACCCCUUUUGGUCUCCCGUCUCGCUCGCACCACCCCUCUUCCGUCGGUUCUUGUCACGUUCGGGUAGCGGCCAAGCAAACGCGCGUACACACACCACCGUCGUCGUCACCACCACCACGCAUCACACAAAUCGAGCACGAGCAGCAGCAGCAGCAGCAGCAGCAGCAGCGCGAGCAGCAGCAGCAGCAGCACCAGCAGCAGCAGCACCAGAACCGACGACGGAGACGCAAGGAACGGGGUUGAAGAAUCCUACGCCGGCGGAGAGACCAAUCAAGGUUUGACGAACGACGGGGAUUGGUCGAGGCGAGCUCCUCUGACACGCAGAGUGCUCGGGCACGUGACAAGCUACCGCACACACCGGGGCCUCCGUUGGAUCGCGGCGAGGCCUUCAGUACGAUACCAACCACCCUCCGCGCACGCAACAGGAACGGUGAAACUCCUUCACCCCCUUGACUCGGUGAUAUCGGCCACGCACGGAGAUUCGUUUUUAACGUCGACGACUAUUCACGUUUUCCGCGAGUAUCCACGGUUGGUUUCGUUCGUUUCGUGCAGCCGCGGUUACGCUACGGGAGGACACACGGGUGUGAAAGAAUCACCGCGCGGAGGAAUUAAAACGGAGUGCACGGGGGUCUCGUCUUCAAUGGGGCGACUUGAUAAGCCGGCCGUUACGCGCUACCGCACGUUGCCGCCACGAGUUCUCCGUAGGUAAUUUGCGACUGGCGAGGUCGUAAAGAAGCGGAAGACAGUUUUAUAGCCCAGGCCCACGUGGCCCUCGUAAACUCGGCCCAGGUCGGUGUUUACGACUCUGCCGACACUCGCUCCAUUCGUCGCGAGGACGACCCCUCGUUCAUUAUCGAAUCGCUUAGGGACUCGUGUUUAUCCGUGCGUAACAGACCGCGAUAGAGGUGCGAAACCCGGCGAGAAGAACAGGAGAGGACGGUGAUCGCGAUUCUUUCUCUCUUCGCACCGAAAAGUGUUGUACCGCCUACGCGUGACAUGCCACCGUUCUCGCUGUUGCGGUUCUCGUUCUCAUCCUCGUCGCCGUGAGACCGGCGGACCCCAUGCGACGAUGACACGGCCCCGCAUUUAACGACAGUGCGCGCGAUCGAGUCGGGGACCAGAUCGGAAGAGUGUUUUGUUUCUCGUGAAUGUCGAACCAUACGGAACGAUACAACGGAGUGACCAUCGGUGAAGCAUUCGCGUGAACCAUGAGUUCCUAUCAGUUCGUAAAUUCGCUCGCGUCGUGCUACGCGGGUCAACAGGCUCAGCAGCAACCCCGAGGAACCGCGAGCUCCCCUGGAGAACCGCUGCAAGCCGCGUCGCCCGCCGGUGGUGACUACUACAACCCGAACGCUGCGGCCACCAGCUAUCCCGCGCCGUGCUACUCGCCCCAGCAACAUUAUCCUCAGCAUCCUUACGCGACCCCGGCUUCGGGGAUGCAGCACACGGCACCCACGGGAAUGAUAGACUACACGCAACUGCAACCGCAGCCGCGACUCAGUGCCACGACAACCUCGCAGCAACACAGCCUUCACCAGCAGUCGCAGCACCAUCCGCAGCAGCAUCAUCCUCAACCGCAGCUUCACCCGGACCCGACGACGCCGCUCCUUCAAGCGGCCUCGGCGCCAUCGGCACCGUCUACGUCCAGCUGCAAGUACGCCGACUCGACGUCCUCCACCGGCGUCGCGUCGCCACAAGAUCUGACCACGUCCACGUCCAGGAACAGUCCGACGCCUCUGGUCGCACCAGGCACCAGCAAGGCUGCCUCCGGAUUGACUUCGCCGCCUGGAAGUUCCUCGAGGUCGUCGGUCGCGGCUUCCGCGGCGUCGCCGGCGAGCGGAAGUUCCAGACAGGUCGCCGAGGGUAGUUCGACGUUGACCACGGCGUCGUCGGCAUCUUCGCCCGCCUCCUCGACUUCCAGCACUUCCAGCACGGGAAACAACUCAUCGAGCAAGACGAACGCUAGCGGCAGUAACCCGCCGCAGAUCUACCCGUGGAUGAAGAGGGUGCACAUCGGACAAAGUACGGUGAACGCGAACGGAGAGACGAAGCGGCAGAGGACGUCGUACACCAGGUAUCAGACUCUGGAGCUGGAGAAAGAGUUCCACUUCAAUCGGUACCUGACGAGGCGGCGUCGCAUCGAGAUCGCGCACGCACUCUGCUUAACGGAACGUCAGAUCAAGAUCUGGUUCCAGAAUCGGCGGAUGAAGUGGAAAAAGGAGCACAAGAUGGCGAGCAUGAACAUCGUACCGUACCAUAUGUCGCCGUACGGCCACCCUUACCAAUUCGCGCCACACCCAGGCCAGUUCGCGCACUUGGCCACAUAGGACGAGUUCUCGCCCGCCGAGCUCGGAGCACACGCUGUCCGGUUCCCCGGGAUGUACGGCGAGCAGAACUUCUAAAAAGGCUUUUUUGUUCGAACCGACCCGUGGCCGCGGCCUUCUCGUCGGCCGACGUGUUCCACUACGGUGGAACGCGACCAAGUCGAACCGCGACCGGGCCACGGGAACCAACUUCGCUCGCAGUGAAGAAACAUGUGGCGAGACCUCGAGACGCGAGGGUCUCCGACACAGGCCCACCGAUCGUUACUCGUCAACCGGAAUUUUCCUCUCCUUUUCUCCCUACGCACUCGGUUUUUCUACCCGCGUUUCGCUAACUCCGUUGCCUUUUUGCUGGCGUCGUACAGAACGUAACGAACGAGCGGACGAUUUUUUGGGGUUUCACUAUCGUUCGACUUUGAUAGAAACUAGUACGAUUUUAGGGGGAUUGAAUUCGUUUUUCGUUACAUAAAAAUUGACGUACGUUCUAUGAGUUAUUCGUUUUACAUUUUUAUUAGCUUGCUUUCUUAUCUGUCUGCUCGUUACAAAUUUUGCAAUUGAUUUUAAAGUAACUUCCCGAUGAGCUAAAGACUAAAAAGGAGAAAAUAAUUAUUUAAAUGAAAAAAUUUAAUACACCACGUUUUUAAAACGGAGUAACAAGUACAAAAUAAUUACAAAAUUGUAAGAUUUAAAACGAGAAACGUGAGGCGCAUGCAAUAGAUAAUUGAUGCAUGAAUAGUGUGCCCCACGUUUCUCGCUUUAAAUCUUACAAGUAUUUUGUAAUUAUUUGAACUUUUUAUUCCGUUUCAAAAACGAGACGUAUUAAAAAUUCUUUUUUUACUUUCGGUGGGUUGGCACCUGUGACCACUGCGAGGAUAACUCCGUCGUCGCGACACAGAACUGUUCGAAGUUGAAGGGAAGCCGAACGAAAAAUUUUCUGCAACUGCGCAACGCCGUGCGCCCGCGAUUCAAAUGGACUGGACGCGCUCCGAGGGGCUCUCGCCGCAUAAAAUAUUACCGAAUGAUCCCGAACGCACUAGGGUGAUGAACGCGGACGAGAGACCACCUCAGCGGGUGAGAUAAAAACCGAAUCAGUAAUUUUUAAGUCGUAGAAAUUAGCGGUCUAAGUGAUUAAUUAAUUGAGCGGACUAAUUAAUUAAUUAUCUUGCCUGGCUGCGCACAGUUUUCGCAUCUCUGAAUCUAUCCGAACUCCAUCUACCCUCCCCUGUAAUCCCGUUCCGAACGAGAAUGGAAAACGAACAGCGGAGAAUGCGUCGAUGUAUGUAUGUACUUACUUACUUGCUCGCUUAACUUCUCGUUUCAUCUUCUUCCACUUCCUCUUUCUCUUCCUCUUUCUCUUUCUCCUGUUCCGCUCUCGUGCAUCGAGGGCGUGCUCGUCGAUGGGAGAACACGCAGCCUCCAUCGCAUCGGCGUACCGCGCAGUUUCUGUGUGGACGUUAAAGUCUCUAACUUCGUAGUACGUAAGGGUGCCUAUCGAAUACUCCUGUUCUCUCUCUCCGCUGUUUUUCGUCGAUGAGAGCUGCCGCGGCAUUCUUCGACGUCCGUUCAAUCGAUCAAAUCGGAACGAUGCGCGUUACGAGCGCUUUGUAGAAAAUAAGAGGCUGUUGCACGAAUUCUCGGUACGACACUGGGCAGCUCUGUAAAUGUAAAUAAAAUAACGCGACUCGCGUCCCCUGUGGCAGCUAAAUUUUAGACUACGUGUAUACGAGAAUCAAUAGUCCUGUCGCAAAAUCAAUUUUCCGCAAAGAUUACUCGUUGAAACGAAUUCGCGAUCAAUUUGACGGCGAUCUCGUACUCGCGACUGCGCAUCGAACGGGUUAGCGCAGCUGUCCUGAGGUGGAGGAGAAGAAGAAGGAACGGGAGGAUCCCUCUUAGCCGAACCUAAUCGAACGAGAAACGGCAGGUGUGUAUAAAUGAAUUUUAGAUAUUGUGUUCGCUGGUGCGACGCGAGCUAAUUGGUUUAUCUUGUGAUACGAGGCGGAAGAAGAAAGCGUGGAGAAACAAGCGACAGUUAGCAAUCGUUCCGUGCUUAGUAAACAUGUUCGUGCACCGCGCAACUUUUACGCGAAGCAAAUUCGGAAGAAUACAGGGAUCUAAAAAAAGAAAUAUAUAUAUAUGUAUAUGUUUAAUUAUCUAUAUUCGGAGUGUGAGAGAGAGAGAGAGAAAGAAAGAAAGAAAGAGAGAGAGAGAGAAAUAGUCGCAAACGUAAUGGAAAGGGAGACGCAAACGCAUAAGCUAUAACGUUGAAUUGUACAUAGCUAUUGAAUAUAUUGCAACACGAUUAUUGAACAACGUUAUUAUCGGUACGAGGCGUUAACGAACGAGCCGAUUCCUCGAAUUCUUUCGCACUCGAUAACGGAUUUAAAAAAUACGUGGUAGAAAAGAGAACGAAUCCGCGCUUCGUGGAAUGUAAUUUUAUUGUUGGCGAUGUGAUAGAUCCGGCGCGGAUGCAAAUUUCCUAUGUUCGUUCGCGGUUAGACUUUCCUUCGUUAUCGCCUGGUAAUCCGCACUAAGGAUAUUUAAAUGAAGCGAAUAUAGUGAUGACUCUAAUUAUAAUAAUUAUUAUUAAUAUCAUUACGAUGAUUAUUCGAGAAUUAUUGAUAUUAUUGCUAUUAUUCUAUCGAGAGUGAGUACCGUUGCUAACGACUUGGUCCAGUGUUAAUAUUGUAUUUUUUUUUAUUUGUUUCGUUAUUAUUAUUAUUAAUAUUAUUAUUAUUAUU
Messenger RNA from Ceratina calcarata, 5952 nucleotides. RefSeq names its product Sex combs reduced. The record is from RefSeq and is a predicted model, not a curated record. The coding region runs from base 2102 to 3220 and encodes 372 amino acids. Lineage: Eukaryota; Metazoa; Arthropoda; Insecta; Hymenoptera; Apidae. Gene Ontology annotation, biological process: positive regulation of transcription by RNA polymerase II; anterior/posterior pattern specification. The transcript is spliced from 2 exons. Gene Ontology annotation, molecular function: RNA polymerase II cis-regulatory region sequence-specific DNA binding; DNA-binding transcription factor activity, RNA polymerase II-specific. Gene Ontology annotation, cellular component: nucleoplasm; nucleus.